AUGGAGACUCUGUUAGUCCGCAUCUUGCUGUUAAGAUGGCUUCUGAGACUCAAGGUUUCUGCACCUUCAGAUGAAACAUUUAUUGGAUCUGUGGUGGAGCAUAUCAGAAAACGGGCUAGGAUUGUGAGUGGGCUGGGUCAUAUGUAUGUGGAGACUGCUGGAGGCGUCCACAGCCCAACACUUUCCAGAACAACCCAACUAGACACCUACCGCACCCUCUUCCUCCCUGCCAUACUAAUCAGAGACUCCAGACUCGGCAGCAUAUCAUCAACCAUCUCAGUGUUUGAGUCCCUCCUCCUCCAUGGAUACAUCAUAGAUGUGAUCCUCUUAUUCUGGGACGAAUACUACAGGAAUUAUGAAUACCUAACACACAUUUAUGAUGCUUCUUCUGGGAAAACUUCACCUUUGCAAUCAAAAUCUCUAUUGCAACCUCAACUGGACGGGUCCGCUUCAUGGUGGAUGCAAGCUGUUGGACGUGCUCAUCCGACACUGGCACUUGCUGCUGCAAAUGCGGCAGGACAUUAUGGCCAUAUCAUGUUCCUGCAGGCAACUCAUAUUCCUGCUCUAAAGCUUGCUGAAUGCCUCCUUCAAGGACCAGGCAAAGGCUGGGCUUCUCGUGUAUUUUUCUUAGAUAAUGGAUCUACUGGGAUGGAGGUUGCGCUUAAAAUGGCUUUACAAUCAUUCAUUGUCAGCUCUGGACUCAAGUUGAGUUCACUGGAGAAGAAGAAUUUGAGGGUUGUCGGAUUACAGGGGAGUUAUCAUGGAGAUAUGAUCGGGGCUAUGGAUGCUUGCGAGGAGGGGGUCUAUACUUGUGAAUGGCAUGAAGCGAAGGGUUAUUGGUUUGAGCCACCAACCUUGUCCAAUCGGCAAGGCCAGGUCACUAUUUCCCUUCCACCUGCUCUGUCGUCUCUCACCAGUGAUCAGCGGACAAUCAAAAGAUUUGAAACACUCUCUCAUGUUUAUGAUGUCGAGCAGCAUCUCAAAUCUCCACUAGCAAAACACUACAGGCAAUACCUAAAUAAACACAUGCGUAGCCUCCAGGCAGACGACACCCAAAAACUUGCAGCUCUAAUCAUCGAACCCAUCGUGCUGGGCACAGGAGGGAUGAUAUUUGUGGAUCCAUUGUUCCAACGGUUCAUGGUCAAUGUUGUCCGCCACCCCGCCAUAUUUGGGUGCAUCACAACUGACCCACCGGUAUCCAAAGAGAUUGCGUGCCAAAUAUUGACAUCACAUGUCAAUCACAUGUACUCAGAAACAGCGCUUGAAUCCCAGUGA
Suillus fuscotomentosus is the source of this 1275-nucleotide messenger RNA. Its product is annotated as pyridoxal phosphate-dependent transferase. Gene Ontology annotation, cellular component: mitochondrion. The record is from RefSeq and is a predicted model, not a curated record. Gene Ontology annotation, biological process: biotin biosynthetic process. NCBI's taxonomy places the organism in Eukaryota, Fungi, Basidiomycota, Agaricomycetes, Boletales, Suillaceae. Gene Ontology annotation, molecular function: pyridoxal phosphate binding; dethiobiotin synthase activity; S-adenosyl-L-methionine:8-amino-7-oxononanoate transaminase activity. The transcript has 4 exons. The coding region runs from base 1 to 1275 and encodes 424 amino acids.